Orbicella faveolata is the source of this 1122-nucleotide messenger RNA. RefSeq names its product microfibril-associated glycoprotein 4-like. The record is from RefSeq and is a predicted model, not a curated record. Gene Ontology annotation, molecular function: protein binding; calcium ion binding. Lineage: Eukaryota; Metazoa; Cnidaria; Anthozoa; Scleractinia; Merulinidae.
AUGUGGCUGAAAGAGGACGUGCCGCUGGAUAGAAAAAUAUCGCAGCAUUUUAUCAAACUGACUUCAAGUGUUUUUCCUUUUCUUUCAUUAGAUAUAGACGAGUGUAGCACCAACUCCCACAGCUGUGAUGCUAAUGCUAUUUGUAAUAACACGGAGGGAGGCCAUAACUGUGCCUGCAAAGAUGGAUUCAUUGGAAAUGGAAGAAACUGUACUGGUUAUUACAAAAACUGCGCCGAAGUUUACAAGUCCGGUCAGAAGAUCAGUGGUGUGUACAAAAUCGAUCCUGAUGGUUUGGGUGAAUUUGAAGUCUUCUGUGAUCACAAAACAACCAGUAGCGGGUGGACAGUGUUCCAGAAGAGACUGGAUGGCUCGGUUGAUUUCUACCGCGGUUGGGAUGACUACAAACGAGGCUUCGGAAAUCUGAACGGUGAAUUUUGGCUCGGAUUGGACAAGAUUCAUCGCCUGACGAAACAACGAAGCAGGCUUCGAGUGGAUCUUGAAGACACGAUUGGAAAAACAGCUUACGCCGAGUACGAUUUCUUUGAUGUGGCUAGUGAGAAUAGCAAAUACAAACUGAGUCUUGGAACAUACUCUGGAACUGCUGGUGACUCUCUUUCCUAUCAUCGUGGUUCAGCGUUCUCCACCAAAGAUCGCGACAAUGACAAGUAUUCUGGCAGCUGUGCUACGAUUCGUAAGGGCGCCUGGUGGUUCAACAGUUGUAACCAAUCCGACCUGAAUGGCGUCUACUAUCACGGCCAACAUUCUUCUCCCUGGGCCGGUGUGCAGUGGUAUCACUGGAAAGGCGAGAAGUACUCCGCUAAACGAGCUGAGAUGAAAAUCAAACCAGUUAAAAACUAGAACCAAGUGUUCUUGUCAGGCUUUUAAAUGGCAUUAGUAACUUGAUUCCUGACUUAAGUGAGCUUUUUUAUAGCCUGAGUUUCUUGUGCCAUUCUAUCGCUGAUGUGAUCAUAAGAUCUAGAGCGAUUUCUUAAUAGGUGAUGGGGUUAUAUUACUUGUGUACACCGAAGAACAACUCACUUCAUUGUAUGACUUCUCAGGAAGCAAUAAAAGGUGUUGUUGUUUCAUGUCAGUGUCUGUCAUGAAUUAUGACACUUGUCUGUU